UUUCGAUGGUUUUACCGAACCAUCAUUGUUGUUUGACGUUUAAAUUAAUACUUGUUUGGCUUGUUAUUUUAUCUUAAUUAAGCACUUUGUUAUAAAUUCUUGAUACCAAAUAGAGGAAUUUUUUUAUCGUGGCAACAAUGAAGAAUCCGAAAGAAAAUUAAAAUGGCUUCCUUGUCAUCAAACAGAUUGGUGAGCAAACGGCAUAAAUGGUGUUUCUCCUUUGCUUCCCGAACGAAAACAGAUCGGCUUUCUGAAUUGCCUGCCCCUCCAGGUUAUAGUUCAUCUCUAGGACAAGUUCAUGCUGAAGCCAGCAGAGAAACGGAUGCUAACCUGAUAGUUAAAAAAUCCUGGGAUAUUGCAUUGGCUCCUUUGAAACAAGUUCCAAUGAAUCUGUUUAUAAUGUACAUGGCCGGAAAUUCUAUUUCAAUAUUUCCUAUAAUGAUGAUUGGCAUGCUGUUUGUUCGAUUAGUUAAAGCGUUGUUAACGAUACAGUCUACAUUUAAGCUUAUAGAAGGAGGCCAAGCUGUCCUUCAAAAAAUUGUGUACUUGUUUGGAAAUCUGGUUUGCCUUGCUUUAGCACUUUAUAAAUGCUCUUCAAUGGGAUUGCUUCCAACAUAUGCUUCAGAUUGGUUAGAUUUUGUUCAGCCACAGCAGAGAAUGGAGUUUGGAGGAGGAGGUCUUAUAUUAUCUUCGUAGCAGCGAAAUUUUCGAUAUGUGAAUGUAUAGCUAUAUCUCUCUCUAUAUAUAUAACAGAUUAUUUAUUAGUUAUAAAAAUGAACUGGAAUCUAUAUAUUGUGGUUGUAAUAAAAAAUGUUUUAUCAUUUUUGUUGUAUAUAAAAGUGACUGAAUGAGAGAGAAUUGAAUAAAUAAUGUUUGAAUACUGAGUA
Stegodyphus dumicola is the source of this 887-nucleotide messenger RNA. RefSeq names its product ER membrane protein complex subunit 4 (gene EMC4). NCBI's taxonomy places the organism in Eukaryota, Metazoa, Arthropoda, Arachnida, Araneae, Eresidae. The record is from RefSeq and is a predicted model, not a curated record.